This is a messenger RNA of Yamadazyma tenuis ATCC 10573, 582 nucleotides long. RefSeq names its product iron-binding protein (gene ISU1). Gene Ontology annotation, cellular component: mitochondrial matrix; cytoplasm. NCBI's taxonomy places the organism in Eukaryota, Fungi, Ascomycota, Pichiomycetes, Serinales, Debaryomycetaceae. Gene Ontology annotation, biological process: iron-sulfur cluster assembly; intracellular iron ion homeostasis. The record is from RefSeq and is a predicted model, not a curated record. Gene Ontology annotation, molecular function: 2 iron, 2 sulfur cluster binding; ferrous iron binding.
AUGUUUUCAAGAUCAUUAUUAAAAACCACCACGGCCGCCGUGGCCAGAUCCUCCGGAGGUGCCUAUGGGCUCAGUGCCGCUGCCGCCGGUGUUAGCGCCAGCAGAUUCGCCGCACGCCUCCCCCAAUUUACUGUUCCUUCCUCCACCCGAUUCUACCAUGAUAACGUGCUUGAUCACUACAAUAACCCCCGUAACGUCGGAACCUUGAACAAAAACGACGCCGACGUGGGAACCGGGUUGGUGGGUGCGCCUGCUUGUGGAGAUGUCAUGAGGUUACAAAUCAAGGUUGACGAAGAAACCGGAAUUAUCGAAGAUGUCAAGUUCAAGACGUUUGGGUGUGGUUCUGCCAUUGCUUCGUCGUCAUACGUGACUGAGUUGAUCAAGGGGAAGUCUCUCGAUGAGGCUUUGAAGAUCAAGAACACCGCCAUUGCAAAGGAGUUGAGUUUACCCCCUGUUAAGUUACAUUGUUCUAUGUUGGCAGAAGAUGCCAUUAAGUCGGCUGUUAAGGAUUAUAGGAGCAAGAGAACGGCCGUCAAGCCCACCUUGGGUCCUGAUGCCGUGGCCGCCCCGGUGUCCGCUUAG